UGUUUAUUAUGCGGUGUAAGUGUAAAAAAGAUUUAUAUAUUUCAUAAAUAAAAACAGUGAAGAAAUGUAUUCGGUACUGCAUAAAAAGGAAAAUGCCCACGAGGAAGGCAUUUGGAGUUGUUUUUGGGGAAGGUGCUGUCCUGAGAAAAAGAAAAAAGCCGACGAAGAGAAUCCAGGAGACGAUGAAAAGUCGAGAGAUUCUUUGCUCUCCGAUGAACCUCCGAUAGAUUAUAUUGUUACCGGAGGAGUAGAUGAUCUGGUUAGGGUUUGGGAAUUACAGGACGAUAGGCUCGUUCUCAAGCAUAACCUAGAAGGUCAUUCUCUCGGCGUCGUAUCAGUAGCUUGUAGUAAUAAUGGUAAAUUGUGUGCGUCCAGUUCACUAGAUUCCAGCAUGAGAAUAUGGGAUUUGGAAAAAGGUGAAAAAAUCGCGAACGUUGACGUAGGCCCUGUGGAUUUGUGGACUGUUGCUUUUAGUCCCGAUGAUAAAUAUAUUAUUUCCGGUUCGCACGCUGGAAAAAUUACUUCGUACAGCGUCGAAACGGCCAAAGCUGAGCAAACGUUUGAGACUAGAGGAAAGUUUACUCUAAGCAUUGCCUACAGUCCGGAUGGUAAAUACAUAGCCAGCGGUGCCAUAGACGGUAUAAUAAACAUCUUCGACGUGGCUGCGAAUAAAUUAUGGCAUACAUUGGAGGGUCACGCUAUGCCCAUCCGGUCUCUUUGCUUCUCUCCGGAUUCCCAGCUACUCCUGACGGCCUCCGAUGAUGGGCAUAUGAAACUUUACGAUGUCCAGCAUACGAGUUUGGUUGGUACCUUGUCAGGGCACGCUUCUUGGGUUCUCAGCGUAGCCUUUUCUCCAGACGGUAAGAAUUUCGUAUCCGGAAGCUCUGAUAAGACUGUGAAAGUUUGGGACGUCGCUUCAAGGCAAUGUGUUCAUAGUUUCAACGAACAUGCAGACCAGGUUUGGGGAGUAAGAUACAAUCCUGAUAGUAAUAAAAUCCUGUCUGUGUCUGAAGAUAAAAGUAUAAACAUUUACAAUUGUCCAACGUGAGAUAGUUUUUUAAUAAAUUUAUUUGG
This is a messenger RNA of Phyllotreta striolata, 1074 nucleotides long. NCBI's taxonomy places the organism in Eukaryota, Metazoa, Arthropoda, Insecta, Coleoptera, Chrysomelidae. The record is from the annotation of a GenBank genome assembly.